Molecule: messenger RNA, 1200 nt
Organism: Rotaria sp. Silwood1
Lineage: Eukaryota; Metazoa; Rotifera; Eurotatoria; Philodinida; Philodinidae
Source: the annotation of a GenBank genome assembly
AUGAUUCGAGAACACUUCAGAGCUUCUCAUGGUGGAAUUCGUAUUCAUAUUCUUGAUAAUAUAACAAUGAUAAAACAACUUGAUGUUUCAGCUAUUUUAACACAACCCAUUCAUGUGGGUGGUGCACCUGAUUUCAAUUAUGCUCAUGGAUUUCUUGAAAGAUGUGGUCCUCUAUUUUGGGUUCUUUCUGAAGUUCAAUCUCAUCCAAUGUUUGUUGAUCCAAGUAAAAUUCAACUUUAUUAUUCAUCCAACAUGGAUACCGAUCAUGGAACCAAUUUAUGGCAACCUAUGAAACGACUUUCAGAUGGAACUUAUGAACAUAUAACUCGAUGGAAUAAAGUACUUUAUGCUAUGUUCUCUAUUUAUCCAUUAUUAACUUAUAAAUCGUUUGAUCAAGCAACGAUCAUGUUCAAAUAUAUGAUUUUCACUGAUUCGCAUGAAAAACGAUCGGCUGCUUGGGGUAUUUAUUAUGAACCGUCGAGACUACGAAGUUUUUAUCCCUUUAAUAUAAAACAAUAUCGACGAGCUUAUUUAGACUAUUCAGAAUGGAUAUUGAAUAAUUUUCAAUUACAUUCCAAAUUCGAAUUAACACCGAUUCAAAUAAAAUUACAAGAGACUCACAAAUCAGAAAAAAUACCUAUUUGUUAUGAAGAAUGUCAAAAUCAGUGGUUCAGUAAACUAUCCGCAGCAACAGAAUUUACUGGAGAAUGGAUUGUUGUUUUGAAUCGAGCUGGUGUUGGUCGUCGAGAGUUAAGCAAUGCUGAUGAAUUAGUGCAAGCACUAUUGAGAACAUUUUCUGAUCAUACGAAUUCUUAUCUACGUGUUUGGCCAAAACAAUUCAAUUUUGAUGAUGAUUUGUAUGAAACAGCGCGUAUGGCUCGAUCAAUUCGUGUUCUUAUUGGAGUUCAUGGUGCUGGAUUAUCGAAUAGUCUUUUUAUGCGACCAGGCACAAUUCUCUAUGAAAUUGAUCCACCAGGUUGUCGUUUAUUAUCGUUUAAUUUUCGGCGUUGGGCCGAAGUAUUUAAUCUGCAAUAUGCAGUAUGGAGUCCUGGAGAUAAAGGUGAUCAUUGUUCACGUGAAGCAGCAACAAAAGUACAUGUCGAUGAAAUUGUCAAUGAUGUAAUCAAUCUAAUUGAAAAUGAAAUUCAAUAUCGAAGUGGUUAUCUAUCACGAGCAUAUGAUAUUAUUAUGAAAGAAUGA